This is a messenger RNA of Heterocephalus glaber (naked mole-rat), 2565 nucleotides long. It is a transcript of the gene Dtnbp1, whose product is annotated as dystrobrevin binding protein 1. NCBI's taxonomy places the organism in Eukaryota, Metazoa, Chordata, Mammalia, Rodentia, Bathyergidae. Gene Ontology annotation, biological process: regulation of synaptic vesicle exocytosis; anterograde synaptic vesicle transport; platelet dense granule organization. The record is from RefSeq and is a predicted model, not a curated record. Gene Ontology annotation, cellular component: neuron projection; BLOC-1 complex; synaptic vesicle membrane.
AAGGCGUUGGCUUCGGUGUGGGGCAAGAGCCGUGCCGGGGGCGGGGCCGGGGCCGACAGUGGGCGUGCGUGCGGGAGGGCGUGGGGGUGGUAGGUGUGGGGCCCAGGGAGGCGGCCGAGGCGGUGCAGUGCGAGGCCGGAGGGGAGGCGACGCAGCUCAGGCGGCGGCGAUGCUGGAGACCCUGCGCGAGCGGUUGCUGAGCGUGCAGCAGGAUUUCACCUCCGGGCUAAAGACUUUAAGUGACAAGUCCAGAGAAGUGAAAGUCAAAAGCAAACCCAGGACUGUUCCGUAUUUGCCAAAGUACUCUGCUGGACUAGAAUUACUUAGCAGGUAUGAAGAUACCUGGGCUGCACUUCACAGAAGAGCCAAAGAAUGUGCCAGUGCUGGAGAGCUGGUGGACAGUGAGGUGGUUAUGCUCUCUGCGCACUGGGAGAAGAAGACGACGAGCCUGAUCGAGUUGCAGGAGCAGCUGCAGCAGCUUCCGGGUUUAAUAGCAGAUUUGGAAUCCAUGACAGCAAAUCUGGCUCAUUUGGAGGCCAGUUUUGAGGAGGUAGAAAAUCGCCUGCUUCAUCUGGAGGACUUGUGUGAGCAGUGUGAGUUAGAAAGAUGCAGACAUGUGCAAUCCCAGCACCUGGAGAAUUACAAGAAGAGUAAGAGGAGUUUUGCACAGGCCUUGUUCGUGCGCUGCCACGUAUUCAAGGGGAGCCCUCUGCGGGCUUGCAAGACUCUUCCUCAGAGCGGCUUUUGCUCGGUGUUGCUGUGUCUCUGCCGCUCCAGCUGCCGCAAUCGAUCGCCCCAGACUCCUCCGCCCUGCCUCACCCCAGAGCCCGCAGCUCUUCCUCGUUCCCCGGCUCCACUGCAUCCUGCGGAAACCUCCAAGGCAAGGCAAGGCGCCGGGCAGCACAGGGCUCGCCUCACUUGUCGCUUACUGGUCAGGAACCCUCGCAUCUCUUCCGGAACAUCUGUGCCACACACGCCCCCCCCACAUCCCUCCCUAUUAACCCGGGGCCUCCACGCCGAGGUAUAGCCCCAGCCCUUUUUAUUGUUAUUUUUAUUUUUCACUUUGACACAAGGAAAGUCCUGCCUCAGGAGGGGAUGUAAUUGGCCCCGACCUCCCUGACAAGUCAGAAAGCAAGCCUCAGAAGAAUCAGACUGUUUCCACCUAAAUUAACUACCUCAGAAAAGCUCAAGAAUAUUGAUAGGGUUACAGAAAUACCAGCUCCCAGCAAGAUGCUUCCCAGUGUCUGGCAUGCAGUCAGGACCACUAGCAGACGUGCUGAGGAAGACAGCCAGUCCGAAUUUGCCGGAACUGGCGCAGAUGUUCGAAUCAGCAGGCGAGGACGGCGGCGAAGACAGUUGCUGGAACUGUGCUCUGAGUUCAGCAAGUUAAGUCGGGGCAUGGGAAAUACCUUGAAAGAUAUUCCCAGAACAGAACAGAACAGAACUUGGGUCUGUUUUCUCCUUUUACUCUCUCCCUCCCUCCUGGAUGGUAGAAGCCCGUUAAACUUUUUACUUUAUUAGAUUUAUUGUAGCUUGGUAAUCACACUUGCUAGGUAGGCAGUUACCUCUGGAAAACAGACUAAGUGCGAUGAUUUAGUUGGUUUCAAGAAUGUGUAAUCACAUCUUGUAUUUUCUUUCAAAAUUAAACCUAAGCCAAUGAAGUUGGCAAGGGAUAGAACUGAACAAGAUUCUUGCUCUCAGGAUUCUGUUAGAAAAUAAAUCUUGGCAGUUUCUGACUUUGUACAUAGUCAUGAGAACAGAUGUAGCUAGAAUAUUUAACAGUUUAUUAGAUCCUUGGGUUGACAGUAAAUACAGUUUAGGACUGAGGAUUUAAGUUCUUCAACCUUUAUUUUGAACAAUGACUACCUGUUUACCGUUAACAUUUUUCUGUAAUUGGUUUACAAUACUCUUCUUGAACUUUUUCUCUCUGUUGUGCAAAUGUCAUUCUGUAGAUUGGGGUUUAUAAAGGUUUGAAAGUUUUUGUUUUUGUUCUUUUUUGGUCCCGGGGAUCGAACUCGGGACCUUGCGCUCUUGAGGCAGGCAGCAGAACCACUGAGCUACAUCCCCGGCCCUUGUUUUUGUUCUUUUGAAUCAGUCUCACUAUGUAGCCCCGGCUGGCCUUGAACUCAGAGCAAUCCUCCUGCCUUGGCUUCCUGAGUGCUGGGAAGGUUUUUGUUUUUAACAGAGGCAUGAAAACAAAGUAUAUCCUUGAAGUAGAGAGUAGGCAAGACUUAAAAGAAGGAGCAAUCUUGACAAAAAAACCUUUGCUAAGCUCUGAAACUUAGCAAAACAUAGUUGUGAUCAUCCUGGUUUUAAGAAAAAUGUUACUCUUUUUUCCAAAGACAGUUUGGUUAUAAUGCUUGCUUGUUAUAAUUUACAAAGGCUGUAAUAGCUCUCAAUGUUUUAGAAUCAGUUUAUUAAAUUUGGAACAAUACUUUAAAUGUCCUAUUACAGUUUUGAAGUUUGUUUCCUCAUUGGUUAGUGGGGUUAUUUGUUUUGGGUUUUGGGGGCGGUAUGAGAAUCUGAAUUUUAUUUUUUUCUAUUUGCAGCCUUAAUAUUUUUUUC